AUGGGAAAAGAAUUUGAGGGAAAAAGAAAUGUUGAAUCUCCAGAGGUGAUUUUUCACGAUAUAACUUUUGAACAAAAUGAUGGAUUAACAGAAGAGGAACGUGAAAAUAUUGUAUUAUCUAAUAUAUAUCUUUCAACAUUUGUAAAUGAGAGACGAAUAGUGGAUAUUUAUCAAGAAGGCUAUAAAGAUGAUUACUUUCAAUAUUUGUGUUCCUUGGAAAAACAAUAUGUUCAAGAAAAAAUUAAACCUGAAAUGAGACCAAAUUUUGAGAAUAGAAUGCGAUAUUUAUGUAUUAGAUGGAUGUCACGAAUUGUUGCUAACCAAAUAUUGUUUUCACCAAUUAUAAAAGCUGAACAACAUGUGUUACUCAUCACAGAUUGUCGCCUGAUUAUUGUAACUCCUCUUCUAUUUGCAAAUGUCUUUAAUAAAAAAUUACAAGUGUCAUAUAUUUUCAUUUUUUUAACGCAUUAUUUAAUGGAAUUGAGCAUGAAUUACGUUGAAUAUUUGGAACAUAAGCCAAGUUUCCUUGCUGCGGCUUCAAUUGUCUUGGCUCGUUUAUGCAUUAUGCCUCAUGAAAAUCCAUGGCCGAAUCUACUCAAUUCAUUUGGUAAGCAUUCAUGA
This is a messenger RNA of Dracunculus medinensis (Guinea worm), 621 nucleotides long. The record is from the annotation of a GenBank genome assembly. NCBI's taxonomy places the organism in Eukaryota, Metazoa, Nematoda, Chromadorea, Rhabditida, Dracunculidae.